Molecule: messenger RNA, 2031 nt
Organism: Oldenlandia corymbosa var. corymbosa
Lineage: Eukaryota; Viridiplantae; Streptophyta; Magnoliopsida; Gentianales; Rubiaceae
Source: the annotation of a GenBank genome assembly
AUGGCUGCCCGAUUAUCUCAGUGUGCGGGAGUUUUCUACAUCUUUUUUGUGUUACAUUUCAUCAACAAUUUCUAUGGAAGUGCUGCGGAUCCUUUGGAUGAAGAAACAAAGAUCUAUAUUGUUUACAUGGGAUCCCUUCCCGAAAACAACGAUUAUUCGCCUUCAUCACACCAUCUCUGCAUACUUCAACAAGUUGUAAACAACAGGUUUCCUGAGGAAUCCUUAGUAAGAAGCUACAAAAGGAGUUUCAAGGGAUUUGCCGCAUAUCUCACAAAGGAAGAGAGUGAACAAAUGGCUGAUCAUGGAGUAUUGCCUGCUUUUGACGAUGCCAUAGCUGAUGGAGUACGUAUUCUUACAAUAUCCCUUGGAACACCGGUUCCGAUUGACUUGGCAAAAGAUACCAUAGCCAUUGGUUCAUUUCAUGCUCACAAAGAAGGUAUUCUCACUGUCCAUUCGGCCGGAAAUAGUGGGGCUGUGCCGGGAGCUGUUUCUAGUAAAGCGCCGUGGUUAGUCACGAUUGCUACUAGCACUACGAGUCGCAAAUUUGUCGCCCCGGUUGUCCUUGGGAAUGGAAAGACAUUGAAUGGCAAUGAUGUUAACGCUUUUAGGUUGAAUGGGACAGAGUUUCCUCUUGUGUACGGACAGCACGCUUUGAAAAAUUGUUCAGCUAGUGAUGCAGAAAUGUGUUUUGAUGGAUGCCUUGACAAAGAUCUUGUGAAGGGAAAGAUUGUUUUAUGUAACACCACUGAAAGCUUCUCCGCUGUUCCCGAAGUUAACCGAACCGGGGGGGUCGUUGCAAUAUUAGUCGAUGGUCACCCUCAAGUUGCCUCCGUUACCUUUUAUCCAUUCGCACAUCUUAGUCCUCAGCAGUUUAAAGAGCCAGAUAUUACUGCUCCAGGAGUUGAAAUCUUGACAGCCUUUUCGCCGGAUGGAAACCCUUCUGGCUUUCCUACUGAUCAGAGAUCCGUGGACUACGCUAUAUUACAUGGAACAUCAUGUCCUUUUAAGAUGGAUAAAUCCGACUCGUACUAUGGGGACUCUGAAUUCGGUUAUGGAGCAGGACAUCUAAAUCCUAGGAAAGCUCCAUAUCCAGGACUCGUGUACGAGAUAUUACAGACGGACUACUUAAAGUGGAUUUGUGGCAAGAAUUUCUCAACAGAACUGAUCGUCACCUGUGCCGGAGUGGUUACUGUUGAGGACAAAGAGCUUAAUUAUCCAACAAUGGCAGCCAAAGUCGAGAAAGAAAAGAGUUUCAGUGUCACAUUCCCAAGAACCGUUAUGAAUGUCAGAACCACUCCCGCCAUUGUCCACGGAUCGGUCAUCAUGAUAUCUGACUCAUCAUCGUCGUUGUCGGAGUGCUUGCAGCUGUCUCAUCUGUGCCAAAUGGCUAGAAACCCAUAUCUGAAAACUGUAGGUGAUUUCGUAUCCACCAUAGAUUCUGACGAUAAAGCCAAGGUUGUUACCGCAAAAUAUGACAUCCCCUUAGAUUUAAAUCCCAGGGUUCCCGUAGGUAACGUGAGAGCUAAUACUCCUCCAGAGGCUAAAAUUACUGGGAGGUAUUUCUUCAAGGUGUGUGUUCCUUCAACUAAGUUCAAGGACUGGUAUAAUGUCAAGAUGAAUCCAAAAUCUGGUGCUGUAAAGAUCAUGAAGGCUAUGUCGUCGAGCAAUGCUGCAUUUCGACUGUUUGGUGACUCUAAGGUCUUUGAUGUUAAAAACUCAAACAAUGAAGGAUCGUCCACGAAGGUCGUAAAGAAGAAGGAGAAAGUCAAGAGAUUGGUCAAGGCCUCAGACCAAGAAUCGAGGAAGAAGAGCAACCAUGACUCCAUUCUGGAGAAGGAAGCCAAUCUCAACACAACCCUGCCAGUUGCCGACGGUGCAAAAGAAGUACCAGCCCAGCAGCUCGAGGAGUCGCAUGUUGUCGAGGAGAUAGACCCAAACGCUGACACGGGCGUGAACUUGCAACCACCUCCCUUGGAGAAGGGUAAUGACACAAUCGAGGUGGUUACCCAUCUCCUGGAUCUCCCAUAUUAA